AUGAGCGCCCCCGCGUACGCCGAGCAAGGCUCCUCCUCGGGCAAGGCGCCCGCUGCCGAGCAGGACACUGCCGAUGGCGGCUUCAAGCCCCAACAACCCAUGGCCGUCCAGCCUCCGAGGAAGGAUGACCUCCAGCGCAGCUAUGCCACUGUUGUUGAUGCCGAAGCCAAUCCCAAGGGCUGGUAUGGCACAAUGAUCAACGCUGCCGGUGCCGUCAUUGGCACUCUUGGUGCCUUCCCAUGCUGUGUCAUCUGCCCAAACCCCUACAAGCAUGUUAACCAGGGCCAUGUCGGUUUGGUUACCAAGUUUGGCAAGUUCUAUCAGGCAGUCGACCCUGGUCUGGUCAAGGUCAACCCUCUCAGCGAGAAGCUUAUCACCGUCGACGUGAAGAUCCAGAUUGCCGAGGUCCCCCAGCAAACCUGCAUGACCAAGGACAACGUCACCCUUCACCUCACAUCCGUCAUCUACUACCACAUCGUCUCUCCCCACAAGGCCGCCUUUGGUAUCUCCAACGUCCGCCAGGCCCUUAUUGAGCGUACUCAAACCACACUCCGCCACGUCCUCGGUGCCCGCAUCCUCCAGGACGUCAUUGAGCGCCGCGAGGAAAUUGCCCAGUCCAUCGGCGAGAUCAUCGAGGAUGUUGCCGCCGGAUGGGGUGUUCAGGUGGAGAGCAUGCUGAUCAAGGACAUCAUCUUCAGCCAAGAGUUGCAGGAGUCUCUUUCCAUGGCCGCCCAGAGCAAGAGAAUCGGGGAGAGCAAGAUCAUUGCCGCCAAGGCCGAGGUCGAAGCCGCCAAACUCAUGCGCCAGGCUGCCGACAUCCUCUCGUCGGCGCCUGCCAUGCAGAUCCGCUACCUCGAGGCCAUGCAGGCCAUGGCCAAGUCGGCCAACAGCAAGGUCAUCUUCCUACCAGGCGCCAACGGCGCCGGAGCCAUGCCGGAGGUGGGACAGAACUUCCACGCCCCCAACACCACAGGCGAGUCCAGCGGCUCACGGGACAACGCGACCUUCAAUGACUUUGGAGGUCACGAUCCCGGUUUCCAAACUGCCAUGAACGCUCGCGUUGUCGAGAACAUUUAA
This is a messenger RNA of Sodiomyces alkalinus F11, 1077 nucleotides long. Its product is annotated as SPFH domain/Band 7 family protein. The record is from RefSeq and is a predicted model, not a curated record. NCBI's taxonomy places the organism in Eukaryota, Fungi, Ascomycota, Sordariomycetes, Glomerellales, Plectosphaerellaceae. The coding region runs from base 1 to 1077 and encodes 358 amino acids. The transcript has 4 exons. Gene Ontology annotation, cellular component: plasma membrane.